This is a messenger RNA of Thyridium curvatum, 984 nucleotides long. RefSeq lists its product as uncharacterized. Bases 1 to 984 code for a protein of 327 amino acids. The transcript is spliced from 5 exons. Gene Ontology annotation, molecular function: methylmalonyl-CoA epimerase activity. Gene Ontology annotation, cellular component: mitochondrion. Gene Ontology annotation, biological process: L-methylmalonyl-CoA metabolic process. NCBI's taxonomy places the organism in Eukaryota, Fungi, Ascomycota, Sordariomycetes, Thyridiales, Thyridiaceae. The record is from RefSeq and is a predicted model, not a curated record.
AUGGCCGCAAGCACGUCCCCGUCCAACGCGCUCAAGAAGAUCCAGCUCACCCAUGUCGCCCACGUCUUCUACAAGCACAAGGAGAUCGAGCCCGCCCGCCAGUUCGCCGACGACUUCGGCUUCUAUGAGGUGAGGCGCGAGGGCAACCGCACCUUCUACCGCGGCUACGGCUCCGAGCCCUUCGUCCUGUGCCUCGAGGAGGCCGACGAGAAGGCCUUUGGCGGCGCCGCCUUCGGCGUCGAGUCCGAGGAGGACCUGGUCCACGCCGCCAAGGUCCUGCCCAAGGAGGCCCGGCCCACGGGCGUCUACGACCUCGACGCCCCCGGCGGCGGCAAGUGCGUGACCUUUUACGACCCCGUCGACGGCUUCCCCUUCCACCUCGUCCACGGCCAGCAGAAGGUCGAGGUCAGGGACCCGCACUUCCCCGUGCUCAAGUUCAACUAUCCCGAGGAGAAGAACCGCGGUGUCAACCAGAAGCAGCGCUUCGAGAAGAGGCCCGCCCCCGUGCACAAGCUCGGCCACUUUGGCAUGUGCGUCACCAACUUUGCCAAGUGCUACGAGUUCUACACGACCUACUUCAACUUCUUCCCCAGCGAGCUCAACUAUGGCCCGGACAACAAGGACAUCACCGUGUUCUUCCGUCUGAACCGUGGCAGUGAAAAGGUCGACCAUCACUGCUUCUUCUUCUUUGAGGGCCCCAAGAUGCACGUCCACCACUCGUCCUUUGAGACGCACGACUUUGACGCCCACAGCCUCGGCCACGACUGGCUGCGGCACAAGGGCUACAAGCCCCUGUGGGGUGUCGGCCGCCACAUCAUGGGCAGCCAGAUCUUCGACUACUGGUUCGACCCCUCGGGCCACGUCUUGGAGCACUAUGUCGACGGCGACCUGCUCGACAUGACCGAGCCCACGCACCGCACGCCCGCGUCGCCCGACAACCUGCACGUGUGGGGUCCUGACCUGCCGCCUACCUUCCUGACGUGA